This is a messenger RNA of Crotalus tigris (Tiger rattlesnake), 4262 nucleotides long. RefSeq names its product transmembrane protein 125 (gene TMEM125). The coding region runs from base 1248 to 1919 and encodes 223 amino acids. The transcript has 4 exons. NCBI's taxonomy places the organism in Eukaryota, Metazoa, Chordata, Lepidosauria, Squamata, Viperidae. The record is from RefSeq and is a predicted model, not a curated record.
GAGGAGGGAGGAGGAACUAGCACCUGUUACUUGAUAGGCAUAUUCAGGCAGAGAGUGCAGAAGGCAGGUUUCAAUUUUACCUUUGGACCAUACCCUAAAAACUGACCUUUUAAGCAACCACAAUGGAAGAGGAAUAUGGCACCAGGAUCCUAGGAAACCCAAGAACAUGGAUCAGGAAAAGAUUCUUGCAACAGCAUCUUCCAUGAUUAAUCAGCCAUAGGGGAUGACGAAAAGAAGCUAACAAUAAGCCCAGGUCUUGAUUGCUCCUGGAGGAAAAAGUGUGUAUCAAGGGUUAAGACAGCUUAGAUGCAAGCUUCUAUUGUCUCACAACCCAGAGAACCAGUUGGUGACAAGAGGCAGAUGCUGAUGAGGGACCAUGUGAGACUGGAACAGUGAAAGAAGCUUUCUUAUUGUUGGGAUCUCUGCUUCAAUCAUCAGCUUUUGUCAGCACAAGAAGCAAAUGCUACUAAAAUGAAGAUUUGUCUCAAGAGCCCAAACAUAGCUAAGAAUUGCUGCAUGACCUGAACACCCUUGCGCCAAGAAGCGCCAACCUGUUGAAGACAUGGCCAAGAUUGUAAUACCUAUGAGUGGAAUUCCUGAAAGGCAAGGAAUCACUGACCCAGCCUCCUGGAACUAAGAUGUCAUAACCAGAACAGCACGUUCAAGAAGAUUAAUAUUCCCACAAAGGAACAAAAAAGAUGGUACCAAACAACUAGUCUCUCUCAUAGCCCAAGCCAUGAGCCAGGCAGAGAAAUGCCAUUUCCACAGCACUUAGAAAUCAGUUCCCCAAUCCCGUUGAUGUUAUUGCCAGUUUUGUCACCAAGGCAUUUUACAUUGUAUGGCAAAAUGUGUUGAAAAAAGAUGGAAAAAUACCACCUUGACAGUAGAAAAGAUGUCUUCAGGGUGCCUUUGCAGUGGGCUGGAGAAAAGAAAGAAGUGAUGACAUGAGAAGAUAACUGGCAGGAUCAGGGCGUGCUCAGAAAGGAGCUGCAAAACACUGAAGCAGGUUUCAGCCUCAGCCUCAGCCAGAAGAGUUUUCCAUUUCUGCUGUUUCCUCUCAACCAUUUCCAUCCAAGAAAGAAAAAAAUGUGAUUUGGAUAGGAACUGAAUAAAAGUUCAUUGCCUCUAUCCCUGGGAAAAUGUGUCAAGUACCCACCCUCUUCCUUGCUGCCAAUCUUCCGGGCCAGUUAAAAGCAGCAAUUCCUGUGGCCCAUCCUUGCUGUAUAUGAGCCGGCUCAGCAUCCACUAUGGCGGAAAUGGAGCACCUGAAUGAACCCAGACUCCCAGCGCAUGCCAGCCGGAUCCAGAGGAACAUCUUGGAAGAGCACGUGGAACUAUGGUGGUUCCAGGAGCCCAAGAAAUCCCUUAUUUGCUAUGGAGUAGCAGUGGCCUUGAUCCUAGCCUGUGGGGUAGGUGGCAUUGCCCUUCUGUACAGUACUAGCAGUCGCUCUGGAGAGUGGAGGCUGGCAGUGGGCACAACACUCUGUCUGCUGGCACUCUUGGUACUACUGAAGCAGCUGUUGAGCUCUGCCAUCCAGGACAUGAACUGCAUUCGCAGACGGGAACAGGUGGAGUUGCUGAAAAGCGGGGGUGCCUCGGACUGCGCUGUGCUCCUGCUGACAGCCUUGGUGCUGCUGGUGUGUGGCACAGUGCUCACAGCCCUCUCUACCACCAGUGUCAGCACUAACCCCUCAGCCCCGCGCCCCCUUGCCAGCAUGUUUAUCAGUGGCAUUGUGCUCACAGUCGCUGGAGCAAUUAUCCUCCUCAGCCUGUUGUUCUAUUUGACAUGGACUUCCUGCCGUAAGGCUACCCGUCAGAACCAGGGGGCUCAAAACAACAAUGCCAUUUUCACUGUAUCAGGACAUGUUUCAGCCAGCCAGCAAUUUCCUCCUACCUCCAGCAUGGCAAACCUAAUUUAACCACCAAGGACAUAACUCAGAGAUUACUCUGACCAUAGGGUUGGAUUUGCCCUACAUUUGCCAUCUGACCCAAACUCAGCAACUUGAUGAAUUUGUCACCACAGAGCAGUUAUUCUCAGUCAGUCUAGAGGCCUGGCUUCUUGGUCAGACAUCAGAACCAGUUCUGAUAUUUGCUUUGGACCACAGGAGAUUCAAAAGAAGUGUGAGUGAAGGAAAGCAAAUGGCUAUUGUUCCAAAGUGGGACUAUGGCUAUCCUAAGUAACUAAGGCAACUUGCACGCGCAGAGAAGCAUCUCUCUCAGUGGUUCCACUGAAAAUUCAUUUCAAUCUAACGUUGGUUUAUGCGGCAUUACUGUUACACCUAUUUCUUUUUUGCAUUCAAAAGGACUAGAAGCUUGCUUUUACAAAAAGGAAAGCCGCAGCUCUGUAGAAAUUAAAUCAGAUUUAAGCUUAUGUGACAUAAUUGUCAGAAACCCCAAAUGCACUAAGUUCUAUUUAGAACAACCACAGUAUGAAUGCUAAAGAUUAACUAAACUACAUAGAGCAUAUUUCCAACCAAGCGUAUCUUCCUAGCCAGAACACUGAGAAUCAUGGCAAAACACCCUAAGAUACAGCUAUCAGGGUUACUGGAGGUGGACUAUAAAAAUCCAGGUGAUCACAAGAUGAUAGUAACAAGUUAUAUUUGUAUGUUUCUUUUUGCUAUCUUCAGUAGUAAUCCAAAGUUUUGUAAUCCAGACAUGGCACUUGCCAAUUAUUAUUUAUUUAUUAUUUAUUAAAUUUAUUGGCUGCCCACCUUACCACAGGCUAAUGGUACUCGAUAAAAUAAUUUAAGAUUUUAGUGUUCUCCAGUUUGGAAACAAAAUAAAAUCACCCAGUCACUGGGAAUCAGGUGGCAUGUAAAUUUCACGAAUAUUUAUUAAUAGUAUUAUAAAAGAAAGUUUACAGGAGAAGCAUACUGUGUGAAUCCAGGGAGGCAUCAAUUCAUGUAAUAUAUGAAAACAAAAGUUUUAUAGGCAUGCUAGUAUAUGAAGAAAUAAUAUUUACUUGGUUUACCUUUAUAGUGGAAAUCACUAGGUCUGAUUAUUUCAAGAAACAUCUUGCUCUAGACCAGGGGUAGGCAACCUUGGCUCUUUUAUGACUUGAGGACUUCAACUCCCAGAAUUCUGGGAGUUGAAGUCCACAAGUCAUAAAAGAGCCAAGGUUGCUUACCCCUGCUCUAGACAAAGAGCAUCUGCAGAUUAGGAGCUUUAUAAUGUCUGUCCCGUCCUGCGAUGCCAGCUCUCUCAACAGACAUAAAAUAGCAAAAAAAAGUCAGCAAAGUUUACUUAAAUUGUACUGUACCAGUAGUCCUUGACUUACAACAGUUUGUUUAGUGACUGUUCAAACUUAAGACACUGAAAUAAGUGAUUUACGACCAUUGCAGCAUCCCCACGGUCAUGUAAUUAAAAUUCAGACGCUUGGCAAAUGGUUCAUAUUUAUGACCAUUGUUGUGUCCUGGGAGGUCCUGGGAUCAACUUUUGUGACUUCCUGAUGAGCAAAGUCAAUGGAGAAGCCAGAUUCACUUAACAGCGAUGUUCCUAACUUAACAACUGCAGUGAUUCACUUAACAACUGUGGCAAGGAAGGUUGUAAAACGGGGGAAACUCUCUUAACAAAUGUCUCAUUUAACAACAUACAUGUUGGGUUCAAUUGUGGUCAUACAUCGAGGACUACCUAUAUUAACUCUUGAUUUCCAUCAGACAUGGAAAAGGAGAGGAAUGGGAUGAUAUCUUCCUUAAGAAAGGUGGGGAUGCUUGCAGUGAUACGGGGUCCUUUUAUCUCAGUAAAGUACAACACAGCUACAUUUCUAUUGUUUUAAAGUGAUUUUGGCAUUAUCUACAAUACUGGGUCUGGAAGAAAAAAAAGAUGUUGCUUUGUUCAGCUUCUAAGUCCUUUUGAAAUGUCAUUUGAUUCAUGUGUAUCUUGAAAAUCAAAAUUAAAUAAGAUAAUGUAACAGUUUGUUGCUUCACCAGGUACCAAUGUACUUAUGGAUAGUUUACAUCCAAUUAUCAUAUUACUACAACUUAGUUCUCACAUACAAGCUUAUUCACUCAUCCUCAGAUAUUAUAGCAAUUUCCAUAAGAAUCCAAAUCAAAAAACAUGUGGAGUAAUCUGCUACUAUUCCCCAUAUUUCUGCGGUGCCUACUUUAUCAAAUAUCAUUCUGGAGUUGCAUAGCCAAUACAUUUCCUCACAUUUAUGACAUCAAAAUUAUCCUUACUUUGCAUCUUACCAAAACAUGUGAAAAACCAGAGAAUAUGCAUUUUUUUUCUUGCUAUAAACAUUAAAAGUUCAAAAAGUUCAUUAA